Zophobas morio is the source of this 1768-nucleotide messenger RNA. RefSeq names its product origin recognition complex subunit 2-like. Bases 157 to 1710 code for a protein of 517 amino acids. The transcript is spliced from 6 exons. Gene Ontology annotation, biological process: DNA replication. The record is from RefSeq and is a predicted model, not a curated record. Gene Ontology annotation, cellular component: nucleus; nuclear origin of replication recognition complex. Gene Ontology annotation, molecular function: DNA replication origin binding. NCBI's taxonomy places the organism in Eukaryota, Metazoa, Arthropoda, Insecta, Coleoptera, Tenebrionidae.
UCCUUCUUCCUGCUGCUAGUUACAAACUAAAAACUAAUUCCUUCUUGUUAUACCGCCAAAAUUUGACAUCUAGAUUUAGUGGAAUUGGUUUGAACUUAAUUCACAUUAUAAGUGCAUUUAUGUGAUCCUUAAAGUUGAUAACAGGACGUAUAUUUCAUGGAAGGAGACCUAGAAGUUUUUUCGCCUCGUAGAGGCACCAGACAACGUAAAUUAAGUCAAAAGGCUUCAGAAUUCCUUUCUACUCACACUAGAAGAAGUACUAUAAACGAAGAUAAACGACCAAUUAUUGUGACAAGUGCCUCAGAAUCUGAAUCAGAUGAGAGUGAUAGUAAUGACAAACCAUUAAUCUUACAUGAAAAUGAACACGUUACUGGUGAUAAAAUUUUUACAUUCCAAGUCCGCAAGAAAUGUGAAACCAUGAUUCAGUUAAUGGUUCCUAAAACCCCCCAGACAUUUAGAACCAAGUUCAAAAAAGACAUUGCUAUGAGAGUCCUAGAUGAUUCGAGUGAGGCAGAUUUUUCAGGUAGUGAUAGUGAAUAUGUUGUUUCUGAUAAUGAAACAGAGAGUGAGGCCACAUCAGGCACCAACAGUGAUGGUGCUAAUGAACCAACACCAAUUAAAAGUAAGACAAACGCCCCAAAGGUUAUUUUCAAGCAACAACAAACAUCUAAAAGAAUAACAAAGAGCUACCGAAUAAAAACUGAGGAUUAUUUUUCAAAUCAUGCUUCAAAGAAGAUCUUGACGUCCAACCAUACAUUGGAUAAAUUGGAAACUCCAAGAUUAUCUCAAGAUGAACUACAAAAGUUGUUGGCAAGGAUAAAAUUGAGUACCCAGCAUUCAGCAGCUUCUCAGAGAUUAAAAGAACGGAAUAGGAUUUAUUUUGAAAAAUGGAUGUAUUUAAUGCAUGAAAACAUCAACAUUUUGUUGUAUGGGUUAGGUUCUAAAAAGGACAUACUAAAUAUUUUUCAUGAAAAAUAUUUAAAAAAAUUACCAACAAUUGUGGUGAAUGGUUUUUUUCCUUCUCUGUCAAUUAAGGAUGUUUUGGAUGGCAUAAUUUUAAAUUUGUUAGAAUUGAAAGAAACUCCAGCCAAUGUUUUUGAAGCAUGUGAGCUUGUUGAACGAGAAUUUAGCUAUAUCUCUGACACUCAUUUGUAUUUGCUUGUUCACAAUAUAGAUCUGAUAAGGAAUGGUAAAGCCCAGACUGUAUUUGCUAGACUUUCUACACUUAGUAAUAUUCAUCUUAUUGCAACAAUUGAACAUAUAAAUGCCCCAUUAAUUUGGGAUCAUUCAAAACUGAGUAAAUUUAAAUUCACGUGGUGGGAUGUUACCACUUUUCAAUCAUACACCGAUGAAACUUUGUUUGAAGGUUCAAUGAUGGUGCAAAGGACAGGCACUUUAGCAUUGUCAUCAUUAAGGAACGUUUUCUUGUCUUUAACUAGUAAUUCCAAAGGUAUAUAUCUUAUUCUUGUUAAAUAUCAAAUGGAAAAUAUCAAAAAACAGUAUUAUCAAGGGUUAGCGUUCAAGGAUCUGUAUUCAUUAUGUAGGGAGGCAUUUCUGGUAAGUUCAGAUCUUGCCCUGAGGGCGCAAUUGACUGAAUUCGUGGAUCAUAAAAUGGUAAAAUAUAAACGAUCUCCAGAUGGUACGGAGUAUGUAAUAAUUCCAAUUGCUAAUACUGUUCUGCAGCAAUUUUUGACGGAACAGACAAUUUAACAAAAACGACUAUUUUUAUAAAAAAAAUUGUGCUAUACAAAUACAAGUUACUUGAGUA